GGGGGUAGAUGUGAAAGACGUCCAGCUACAAAGAAGUGAGUUACAUGGAUAUGGAUUUUCUGUACUUGGAGGAUCAGGUUUGGGAUUACCCCCCGUAAUCUAUGAAGUUGUCGAAGAUUCACCAGCAGCACUAUGUGGGGUGCUAAAGCCGCACCUGUGCGUCUUUUCGUCAUCGAUAGUUAGGAAGAACUCGAGACUCUGCAGUGGCAGGUGAUCCACAACAACAGCUGUGUUUCUUGUCUCACGGAAGCUUGUGAUUCCUGUAAUUUAUUGUUGAACAGUGAGCAACAGUAUAACCUGUACCCAGGCUCUCCAAAAUAAAACCUUUUCUUUAUUUAUUCACUGUAAGUGGGAACAAUGACUGUAGUGGGGUUUGCGCCGGCUCCGAUGUUGUAAGGUUUGUUUCUCUGCAGUGGUCAUUGUCAUCACGGGUAAACUACAUGUGCGGGGGAAGUCUAAGUACAGCAGCGUCCGUCGAUAUCGUCAAGGAACGAAGUCAGCACACAGAGGAAAAUAUUUCAAACAAACAUUCAGACAAAGAUAGAGCCAGGUGAUGUAAUUGAAAGUAUCAAUGACCAAAUUGUAUUGUCCCUAACAACGAAAGAAGUGUUAAAAUGUCUGAGGCUGUCCAAUGAUGUAGUCAACUUAAAAGUACAAAAAGUUGUCUUCAAACUUAUGUCUCAAAGUGGAUUCCUCAUCAUCAAAUUUGAUUUCAACAGUUUCAGAUUUUUCGUCUAUGAAAAGCAAGUUUUCCUGAAAAUAAGAUCCUUUAACAAAGGAAAAAGUCUGGCGACAUAUUUCUGCCUCCAAUGAAAUGGAAGCCUUGCAUAAAUCAUCCCACCAUGAAGAACAUCAUGGCAUGGGCGAUGGGGUUCCCCCCCAAAAAUCUGACUCUCUUGAAGCUAAUGGUGCAAAAGAAAACAAUGAAAAUGUUCCACCCUCACCAAGGCAUGAUUCCACAUAUCAGCAAAGUGAUUCUGAUACGGAAAGUGUUAAAUCGAACAGGUCUCAGACCAAACAACCUAAAUUUGAGGCCUUUAUGAUGACAGGGGAUCUCAUUAUCAAUCUUAAUGCUAAGACAUCUCAUUCAUGCUCAUUAGUACCCCAGAAUCGAAGGAUAGAACCUUCAUCUUACACUCAUAAUUCAACACCAGCAAGUCCUGAGGAGAGUGAAUAUCGCUCUCGUUGUAAAGGAACAAAAAGAGAAGCUCCCAAAUUUCAUAGUCCAGUUUCAGAAAAAAAAGGUAGUUUUAGUUAUAAUAGCAGCUUUGUUAGGACUUCUAGAAGUGAGGACCAUUUACAAAAAGCUUCUGUCACAACUGUAAAUAUUGACAUUGAUGAUGAUAUGGCUUCUUCUUUAAACACUCUUCUCGACACUAAACAGGACACUUCAAAUGAGAGGAUAGUGUGGACCUAUAAUGCUCCAGUAAAACCAGGAGAAUUGCCUAUCAGUCCUCUGACAUCUCCAAAGAGUUGUUCUUCAUCCUCCUCCAGUAAGACAGUUUCCCCUGUGAAAUCUGUAAGUCAGAACCAUACAGCACAACAAUAUGAUACUGAUUUGUAUGAAGAUGGCAAGUUUCCAGACAUUGGAAAUUCAUUUGAAUCAUCCAAAAGUUUUGCACAGAAUGGCCAAAGAGAUUAUCACAGUGAAACUGAAGGUAGCAGUGAAAUCAUGUCAGCUUUUAGCAGUUCUGAAGACACAGAACAACUCCCAAUAAGCAGCUCUGAUCUCAGUUCUCCUAUGGACAAUUUAUCACCAUCUGAGGAGCUGAGGCAGGAGGACUGGGUUGUAGAUAUAAAUGUCGAGGAAUCGGUCAGAAAUCACGAACUAGUCAGUGAAACAGCUAACAGACAAGAAGUGCCAAUUAUACAAAAUAAUUAUAGUGAGAAAGAAAUGACAAAAACUGUUAUAGGUGAAAAUCGACUGUGCUUACAAGUCAGCUCUGAAUGGCCUCGGUCUCCUGAAUCUAAAAGUAGUUCCUCGUCAACAUCCAAACCUGACAUUAAAGAGAAAUUUGAUAAAAAUAUUGAUCGUUCACCAUCAACAACUUCUGAAAGCACUAUUGAAGAUAUGCCAUAUCAAGAACUCAGAAAUAAUCAGGAUGAGGAACCAACUUCAACAGUUACAGAAGAUGACACACGACAAACUGUUUCUCCACCAACUGAUGAUGAAUCCGACAUUGAAAGUCUUCAUAGUUUUCAUUACAGUCCUAAAGCUAUAGAUAUGCCUUCUGCCUCACGACUAGCCAAAAGACUCUACAAUCUUGAAGGAUUUAAAAAAACGGAUGUUUCGAGGCAUCUCAGUAAAAACAAUGACUUCAGUAGAGUAGUUGCAGAAGAAUACCUCAGGUUUUUUGAAUUUACCAAUGAUGCUUUGGAUGUUGCACUGCGAAAAUUUCUCAAACAGUUUUGUCUAAUUGGAGAAACACAAGAGCGUGAAAGAGUGCUCGUCCACUUUUCUAAACGCUACCUGGAUUGCAAUCCUGGCUGCUUUAAGUCACAAGAUGCAGUCCAUACUUUAACUUGUGCACUUAUGUUGUUAAACAGUGAUUUGCAUGGUGAGUCUGUUGGGAGAUUGAUGACUUGUUUGGAGUUCAUAGAAAAUCUUUCUGAGCUGAAUGAUGGUGAAAACUUUCCAAGAGAUGUUCUGAAAGCUCUAUAUCAUUCCAUCAAAUCAUCACCCUUAGAAUGGGCAGUGGAUGAAGAAGAUGAUGGAGAGGGAGAGUCUGGAAGUCAUCGACCUUCUCAAGAUGUACGACAAACUUACAUAGGACAAAAUCCAUUUUUAGAGGUGCCUAAUCCCAGUUGUGCAACUGAGUACAAGAAGGGGUAUGUCAUGAGGAAGUGUUGUGUGGAUCCUGGUGGAAAGAGAACUCCACUUGGGAAGAGAGGCUGGAAGAUGUUUUAUGUUACUCUAAGAGACAUGGUGCUCUACUUGCACAAGGAUGAGCAUGGAUUCAAAAGGAAUCAACUUUAUGACAGUCUUCAUAAUGCUAUACGAAUGCACCACUGUUUGGCUACAAAAGCUCUAGAUUAUACCAAGAAACAGCAUGUCUUCCGACUUCAUACUGCUGACCAAGCUGAAUACCUUUUUCAAACAAGUGACUCAAAAGAACUUCAAAGUUGGAUUGAUACCAUCAAUUUCGUAGCUGCUAGCCUUUCAGCAGCACCUCUUCCAAUUGCAGUGGGCUCUCAAAACAAAUUUCAGCGCCCUCUAAUGCCAGUCAGUCAUACUAAGUCAAAUCUGAGGGAACAACUCCAAGACCAAGAGAACCAUAUUGUCUGGUUAGAGAAAGAACUUGAAGAGCACUUAGCUCACACUCCUGAGAAAGGUGCCAAAUCUCGCAUCAUUCAUGAUUUUGUUGAAAAAGAAGCCUACUUACAGACUGAGCUUAAAAGAUACAGGACUUAUGCCUUUCUGCUACGAUCCAAAAUGGCUCAAUUUCCGGAACUUGAACCUUCACUUGUAGAGACAUCAAUUGGGGAAGUUGAAGAACCUCAUGAGAGGGUGGAUCGUACUCAGACUGUUCCUUCUACUCCUCCUGGAGGUCGACCUUCAGGAAAACGCUCCAUACCAGAUAGAUACAGCUAUCGUGCUGCUAUCUAUAGGAACAGCACAAAAGAUGAUUGUGGCUAAUGAAAUACAAUAUCAAGAGGUUGAAGAGAACAAAAUAGUUUACUUAGGCUAUAAAUGAUACAUGAAGUAACUUUAUAUUGAAAAACUGUGUGACAUUUAUAAAUGUAUAUAUAUCUUUGAGAAUCAGCCUUGAUAGAAAAAAGAAUCCCUAAACUUGGCAAUAUAAACAAAAUAGAGGCCUAUAACUAACAGAAAUUUAAAGAGCCUGAUAUUUUUGUUUAACCAGAUUUUUAGUAAAUAAUUAUAAAUGAAUAACAUGUAAACCCAUUAAGCCUACUUGAAGAAAAGGAUAUUAUGUACAAAGAAUUCAUCUACUGUACAGAUCUGCUCUCCAUGAGAAGCAUUCACUUCAUGGUUUAUCUCUGGUAUAUGCAAACUUAAAAAUGUCAGUGAACAAAAAAACCAAAGCCUUGGAAACAAAAAGAAGAAACAAACAGUGUUGUCCUACUUUAGAAAACAAUUCUAACAACUCAUUUGAACCUCUGUGACUAACAGAAAGUGUUUCAACCCCUUGCCUUCUUUAUGUAUUUGCAACAGAGUUUAUAUGAACCACAGAAGAAGAAGAAGAAAAUAUCCUUAUAAAUUUGUACAUCAACAGCGUAUGAAAGUUACUGUGAAGAGUCAAAGCAGAGAGUGCCAUUGCUCUGCACGUUGUUGAACAUGUCACCUCCUUUCUAGUGGCAGCUAAUUUUGUGUCUGGCCUUGUCCAAUGAAGUUCACUGAUUUUCCUCUUAUACCAGUCUGAUGGAGGGUAUUUACUUGCCUAUUGUGGUGGAUAGGGGCUAAUAAUGAAGAGUUUUCUUCUUAUUCUAAGAAUCUUAAGGUCCAGGUUUUCACCUCAGUCAGAAUUUUCUGACUUUGCCUUAGUGGAAAUUUUUUUUCUCUUCUCACAGAUUAAGAUUAUCAAAACUGCAUUUUUUUAAGUAACUGUAGUAUUAAUAUUGAUGGUUAGAAUCAGCCUAUCCUGUAAAGACAAGCAAAUGUGUAAUUUCAGUAGGUUACAGUAUAUGCAGACAGUAACUUAAAUUCUAGAAUACAUCAGUAGAAAAAUAUAACCUCAAGUAUGUUCUUAUCAUUGUAUCUUUUUUUACAUUAUAAUGUAAUUUUUUAUAUACAUUCAUGCUGUAUACUUUCUGUUCUUACUAUUGUUUAUUUUCAUUAAUUCUGGAAAGCUUAUAGGUCAUGAUAAGAAUAUUACCAUUCUGUAAUGCUGACUUAAAUUUUUGUGUUAAUCCUUUCAGUGUAUUUUUUUAACCCACUACAAAAUUUUAAUGAAGAAAAACAAUUGGGUGUUUUGUUUAAGAAGAGUCUUUUUUUUUCCUUGUGUUAAUUUACUGAAGUUGAACACAGGCAGUAUGUUCAUAUUGAUGACCUGGCAAGUUAAUUUCUGAUGUCAUAGACUGAGAUGUCAAAAGGAUUUAUUAUUAAAUAUAUUUACACAAGAAGCUGAUUUUUUAAUAUAUAUUUAUCUUUAUUACUUAGUGCGUGGUUGGAGCAGCUUCAUGAUGAUCAUUGUGAGUAACCGAGACAAACAUUAGUCUUCAUUGUUUAUGUGUAUAGUAAAUAAUGUCAUUUUAUGAGGAUACCGAUAUUCUAAUAAAUCUCUUUACACAUACACACACACUUAUAUAAUUACAUUUAAUAGUGUUUGUGUAGAAAAUACAAUCUUGAUUGUUUUUUUUUUGAAUGAAGCUAUUGUGUUAUUAUGUGAAAAGAAAUUAUGGCUUCAGUAGAAUGUGAAAGUUUUAAAAAAGAUUCAAUUACUUAAAUUGCUAGUAAAAAUUCAGUAGCACUACUGAACUUUUACUUGCAAUUUCGGAACUAGAAAAUUAUGACUUGUGUGUUUUGAGGCAGUAGCCUUCAAAAGAAAUCUUUGAGAUUUCAUAUUAUCAGUUUCUUUGUAAAAGUUAUGACAGGUAUUGUUUUUGAUCUGAAAUUUUAGGUUUUGUACAAAGUUACUAGUCGUAAUCAAUUACUUGAUGUAUUUUUGUUAGCAUCGCUUUGUUUACUGUUUGUGGUUGCUUCUACAUAAUACUGCUUUCUAUAGGAGUCAUUCUGACACAUUUUUGACAAAUUUAAUUUUUUUAUUUUUUUGCUUGUUAGUUUUAUUCCAUUAUGAGUAAGAAUGACAUCUUUUAGAAAGUUUUAAGACUUUUUAAAGAUUGAAUAGAAAGAGGGUAGUGUUAGGCCCUUUUUUUUUUAUAAAAUAUAUACAAACGUUACAUGAAUAGAUGGUCAAAGCUCAUGAAAGAGGCUGUGUGGACUAAAAAUAAUUUUUGUUUUACAUUUCUUAGCUUCUGUUUGCAUGAGGUUAUUUUGCUUGUAACGGGAUUUGCAGGUGAAGGCUUUCUUAGAAAUAUUUUCUGAAGUUAUUGUUUUUGGGUUUAUAGACUUUUUAAACCAAUAGCUGUGCUUGCAAUUUUUAUAUGAAAAUGUUACCAUUCCAGAUAAGUAAACCAUUUACACAAAUGACUUAAAUUUUUCAUGUGUUUAAGAUGUGUUUUUAUUGGGGCUCCUUGAGUUAUUUAUUAUUUGGACAGACCAAAAACCAUGAAAAAUCACACAAUACAUUUAUGUUUCUCUGUGGUGGUGUUUUUUUUUAAACAACUUUGACUAUUCUAUUACAUAUAACUUGAAAACUUGGCUUUCAGUGUUCCAGUAAGGCUUUUAAGAGUUUGAUGUUGCAGCUCGUAAGUGUUUUUUCAUGCAAAUAAUAACUAGGCUUAACAAACAUUCCUAUGGUUUUCAGGCCAGGUAUAUAUUUAGGCUUCUCUUUUUUUAAUAACAUUUGCUGUCUUAUCAGUAUACCAUGGUGUAAUUACAUAUAAUUCACUGUACAUAUCAAAUGUAUUUUCCUUUUAAAAAACCUUGAAAACAUAAUUAUAAUUACCAAACAUCUAUCUGUUAUAUUCUUUAGCCCCAAAAUGUUUUCAUGGUUAUCAUGCUUGCUUAGAUUUUGAUGAAGAUUUUGUAGAGUUCUAAGAUGCUAUCUUUAGUCUAUACUUUAUUGGCAUCUUUUAAUUUAAUGAUAAUUGUGAUAAUGUUUGUAUCUAUUGUUGCAACCACAGGUUUUAAAUUACUAUUUAGAACUUAUAAUUCACUCCUCAAAAAUGCUUUCAUUUUCAGUUUUCUUGUUCUGUGACUUAUUAUUUUUGAUAUUAUAUGAUUUUUUAGUAUCAUGAAUAUUUAAUAUGGUCAUUGGUAUCAUUAAAACCAGAAAUUUGUGCUCCAUAACAUAUUCAAAAUCUACAAACAUCUAUUUUGGGUGACAUAUUUUAUACGCAACUUAGCUAAAGUCACUAUUUUAUAUUUUUCUUCAAUUUGAAAUAAAAAAAAAACAAGUUUUAAUUCUGAAGUCAUGAUUCAUAUUGAAAUUGUAAACAUAAUUUUUUCUUGUAUCAACUGACAUACAAAACGUUUUCAGCCUGAUAAGUCUGAGAAUUAUGAAUCAUGUUCAAAUAUAAACAUAAAUUUAUUUGGAAAAAUGUAAACUUUGCUUUUCGAAUUUCUACAAAAGUUAUGAUAGCAAAACUUAAAAAUCAAAGAAAAACAAACUGUAGAAGAGGAACACUGCAAGUAGUCUCUUUUGUCUUCAUUGUUCCACAGGAAUUAAGAAGGAAAAUUUUAAUAAAUGAAAAAGGCUAAGAGGGAUGGUGUUGUUUUUUCAGUCUUUUUUUGUUGUUGUUAAAAUAACUAAAAAAAAAGGAUGGUUUUAUUCAAAUUCAAAGGCUUCUUACAUCCUUGUUGGAUCACUUACCUGGACUCGUUUGGAAGAAGUAAUUAACCUUUUGGAUGCAUUUUCCUUGUUUGGCAGCAAGAAAAGUGACCAUGGUUCAUUUCGGAGCAAAACGUUAUCAGAUAAGCUUUCUUAUAACAAGCUAAUCCAUAGAAACCAAGCUUAAAAGAUACAUUAGUUCUUUUGAUGGUUGCAGUGGAAAUUUGUAUAAUGAAAGAAAUUAAACUUCUGCAAGUGUGUCUUGUUUUAAAACCUAAUACUUCUACAUGUUAUUUAAUUGCAAUGCAAUAAUGCACUGAAGAGGUUUAUGCACUAGCUGAAAGUAUAAUAUAUAUAUUCAAGUUAGUAAAGAUAUAAAAUGUUAAUAUAUGAUUAUGUAUUUUAGUGUUGUUACCUCUGGUAUAGGGGAACCAGUGGUAAAAUAUAGUGAACAAACAGUGUACAGAAAGAAAAUUAUGGUUGACUGAAUUAGAUAUGUCAAAUUGGCCAAAUUUCUUUCAGUCAUCAUUUGAUGAUAUUAUCAAGAGGGUUGAGGCACCUAGUAAUUAAUUAAAGCUAAAUUACUAGAAUGAACUUAUGAUAAUCUAUGAGAAUGCCAAAUCUUUAUACAUUUGCAUCUUCAUUUCUGGAAUCUACUCUCCCUUGUUUACUAAAUAUUGAAGACCAACUGUGUAAUUGGGUAAUUUGCAUAUAAGAUAUUUUUUCCAAAGCAGAUUUUUUGCAGCUUUUGGGUAUGUUACAGAGAUAAAAAUUCUGGUUGCAACAGUACCCAAAACAGCUUGGUAAAGAAAUUUCCAGGUUUAACCUUCAAUGACUAUACUUAUUGUUUUUAUGCUAGUGGUUGACAUUUGGGACUUUGUUAAAAUGUGAAACGUAUAUGGAUGCUAGUAGAAGUUUAAAUUUCAGAUUCCAGAUGCCAAGUUUUGAUUAAAAAAUACUUGGGUGCAAGAUUAAAAGUGGCAAAAGUUACUAGUUUAUACUUGAAACAAAAUAAUGUUAAUAUUGUGCAAAAGGUUAGAAUAUGUAUGACUGGUAAUUCAAGUGUGUCUUAUGAAGGUAUUCCAUCCUUAGGUUAGUACUGUAUAGAAUUUUAAGUAUUUACAGUCAUUUGUCUGCCUAAAAUAUGAAAUUGUUUUAUGUUUGUUUUGACAUAUUUUAAAUUAGAAGCAUUUUUAUCAGUUGGUAUUUUUUUAGGCAGUACAGACAUAUUAAUUUCAUUGAAAGUUUUUGUAAUUUAUAGAGAAAGUAUUGAAGUUUUAGACUUGAAAAAUUAUUCAUUUAUUCCUCACAUACCUUAUUUAAGAACAUUAAAAAAGUAGAUGUGUUUUAUUAGUAUUCUCAAUAAUAAUAAUAUUUUAUUAGAAUGAGUAAAAACAUAUGCUUAUAGGGUAAAACAUUCAAAAUAAUAGGAAAAAGUCAGUGGAGACUUUCAUGUUAUAUUGUUUUUAGUAAUGUUGACACCAGCUUAUCAAUAUUGUGGUUUGCAGUAUUGCCCUCAAAAGUAAACUCUAUAAUAAGCAAAGAUUUUUAUUUUGCUAUUUUUACCUUUGUAUCUAAAGGUUGUGUAUAACAUGCAUUUCUGAUAAAAACAAACAUUGUUUUCAGUACAAUAAUUAUAAAUUCAUAGCUAUAUAGUUUUGAAUUUUCACACUUACAUGUUCCAUCAGGAAAUAUUUAAAUUAAUGAAAACUAGAAAGUUAAUCGCUGCACUUUUUAUUUUCAGACUUAGAGCAGUCAACUUUGUAUUGCAGAGGAAGCUUCUCAACAUUUUAUAUACAGUGCUUUUCAAUAAUAUGUACAUUUUCCCUUUAAUAUGUAUACUGAAAUUAUUAUCCUUUGGAAGGUUGAGUGUAGAGGUUGUAGCUAGAAUUUUCGUAUGUUAUUCCUUCAUAGUAUUUGGUCAGUAUUAACUAGAAUACUUUUUCUGGUAGUAUUAAGGUUAAUCUAAGCUCAAAUAAUACAUAUCAACAGAUAGGUUGUCAAACAGCUAAUCACGUGUUACAAGUUCCUGCUAUCAGAUUCUACCAGAACCUUUUGUUUAGGAACUUUCACAUUCACUCCAAUCUACUUGUCUUUUGGUAAUGUAGAUAGUGCUAAAGAAGAAGUGUAUCUCAUUGAAAUUCUUUCCUUGAAAACGUAUUUAUUGGCAAAUCAGCCUGUCAUCGUCUUCCAAGAACCCGUGAGGUCAAAAAGAAUCAAUUGUUUUGAUUUUUUUGUUACAUAGAAUACAGUAUGUACUGAAGAAAAAAACCCCCAUCACAAUUCGGUUGUUCACAUGUAACUCUAAAGACUUUUUCUUUCAUAUGAAAUGGGUUUUGAUAUGCACCAUCACAAUGAAAGUGCAAGAAUAUGGUGUUUAAAAGUAAUUGUCCAUUUUUAGAAGUAUAUAAAAUUUUCCAAAACACUAAAUUAAGUUUUAAAUCAUCUCAUUAUGUCAAGGUGUGAGAAAAUUAUGUAACGAUUUUAGGUGGAUACCAAAAAGUGAAACAUUAAAUGUUUGAUUUAUAAGUUCCAAGAUGUAUAGUGUAAAACUGGGUAUUUUAUUUUCUCUCUCUAUAACAAAAUUUGGUUGCUUUUUUUAGUUAAUCAUAUUAUUCUUCCCAUGUAUAAGAAAGGCAUGGAAUUUGGCACUACUAGAAGUAUGAGUUAAAACAUUUACAGAAAGAACAAAUAUCAAUGUUUUCAGUUGGUGGUUUUUAUCUUAACGUGUUAUCCAUUGUUAAGUAGAUUCAACUCUUCUUUACAAAUAUUCCGUUCUAGUGUGAGUGAAAUGUAUUAUCUUUAGUUUAAGAUUAAUUACAUGUCCCCACAUUUUCAGUCAACAGCUUGUUUGGUUUAUAUAUUUUUUUGAACGAUGUCUUGGAGUUAAAAUGAACUGUAUUUCAAGCUACUUCCAAUGGAUACUAAAAAGAUUUAAAAAAAUCUAGUUCUCUGGAUUUGGUUCGUUGAAUUUUAAGUAUUUUUAUUUUGAAAACGAUAACUGUUUCCUUUUCGUGAUUUAGAUAUAAAUUCAAGCUAUUCCAAAUAGCUUCUUACUGAAAUAGGGCGCAAUAGCAGCCCAAUUUUAAAAUAUUUUAAGAUUUAGAUAUGCUUGGUUUCAAACAACCUCACGUUGAUGUAUAUACAUAUGGUAAAGUGUUCUAUUUUGUGAAUGUUUUAGAUUAGGAUUAGCUUAUUCCAGAAAACAUGGAGUCUAGAAGAGGCGAAAAAGCCCAAUUUGUAAACAAAAAGUCCGUGUUUAGGUUUGUUGUUUUAUUACUGAUAGUAAGAUUUAGGGUAUGAAUUGAGCAGUAUUGAGGAUUUGCUCUAGUAGUUUUCCUUUCCUUCUUAGAAUGUAUCUACUUCAUAUGUAUGACGGAUGUGGAAAUGUGCGCGUGAUUUGAUAUUAUUGAAUGAUUUAACUAUGACAAGAAACGGAGAUGAUUAUAUUCCAAGUAGCUAUCAGCAUACGCAUAUUAGUUUGUUUUUGUUUUUAAUUGGUUAUCGGUUUGGGAAUGAUUAGACCAAUUGUUUAUAUUAACCAGCUUAAAUAUUUAAUAUAAUUUCUUGAAAUAAAUCCAAAUUAGUAUUUCACUGAAAUAAUUAAGAAAGGAAUAGUGUAUGUUUGAUUUCUCGGUAAAACGAAGACAGUUUCAUUUGAGUUUUUGUAGUAAUGCAACUAACUACUCAUCAACACCUUUGUAUCCAAAGUGUAACCAAAUGCUUUAACUUAUGAUUUGUAUAAUUGUUUGAUUAACAACAAUAGAUAGCUCACAGCUAUGAACGCCCCAACUGUAAAAUUAGCUGAGUGUUAAAUACCUUAAAAGUUACUUGAAGGUUUGAAAACUGUUAAAAUUAAAGUUUAUAACGUUAUCAAACUGUAUGAUUUAUUAACCUUAGUUAUUCUAAGUGACAAAAAUGAACUACGUACACGUAACAAUUGACAAAUUAUUAAUUUUGUAGUAGAGUACCAUAUAAUGGUGCUUCGAAAAUAUUUUGUUUAAAAAAAUAGGAAACCCUUCAAGUCUAUAAUUUUUAGCUGUAUGUGAAGGGGAAGAAAAAUAAGCAUGCUUUAUGAUGUUCGAAAUCAUUAAAUGAAUGUGCGAAAUAAGUGUUAUAUUAAAAAUAUGUAAAGAAUGGCAGUUGUAUAUUUUCAUACUUGAUAAGUUAUGGUUCAGGGUUGUAAACAAAACAUAAUCGACGUAUACGCAGUAUGUGAUGAAAUGAUAGAAUUGUUCACAUUUGCCAAAUGCAGCUCGUUUGCGAAAACGGAAACCAGCAGUAGUAGUAGUAACCGAAAAUAAAGAGUAACUUAGAUAGACAUUUUCAAGUUUUAUAAUUUUUUUAGAUUGGUAUACUCCUAUUUCUCGUGCUAUUUUGUGCCAAGAUAAAAUACGCAACAAAAGUUUUGCGAAUAGCUUAUUUUAGUCGCCAUAUUUUCCGUAUAUUUUGAAAUACUGCUGUUUAUAAUUCAUUUUAUUUUUAGGCUUAUGUUAUAUUGUAUGCUAAUCUAUUUUGAGUGAUUUGCCUUUUUGUACAUAGCUAGUAACUAUAACAAUGCGUUGCGUUAGAAAAAUACGUCGCUUAAAUCUGUGUCAUAGGCUCAUAACAGUAUUGUUCAGUAAAGUCCUUUAAACGCUCAGGGUUUUGUUUUAAACAUUUGACUGGAAAUGGUGAGAAAGGGAAACAUCGUGGCCGCUGGUAGGGCCAAGAGUACCUAAUAUUGAGUAGUUUCAGAGUGAAAUUGUUGAUAAAAGUGAAAAUUAAUAUUGGAAUGCUGCCUACAUUUUGGUGAAAUAAAAUAAUUGAGAACCAUUA
Limulus polyphemus (Atlantic horseshoe crab) is the source of this 12170-nucleotide messenger RNA. RefSeq names its product PH and SEC7 domain-containing protein 2-like. Gene Ontology annotation, molecular function: phospholipid binding; protein binding; guanyl-nucleotide exchange factor activity. Bases 815 to 3637 code for a protein of 940 amino acids. The record is from RefSeq and is a predicted model, not a curated record. The transcript has 16 exons. NCBI's taxonomy places the organism in Eukaryota, Metazoa, Arthropoda, Merostomata, Xiphosura, Limulidae. Gene Ontology annotation, biological process: regulation of ARF protein signal transduction.